AGACCGAGCUGUUCCAUCGGCGGAGUAAAGAUGGCUGAACAAGGCGCCGCAGAUCCUGUUAACAACAACAAUAAUAAUAAACCUGAAGAAUCAGAAGGGACGAUUAUUAAGGUCACAGUGAAAACUCCUAAAGACAAGGAAGAAAUCGCCAUCGCAGAAGAUGCCUCUGUCACUCAGUUUAAAGAGGAGAUAUCAAAGAGGUUCAAAGCCAAGCAGGACCAGCUGGUUCUGAUUUUUGCUGGGAAGAUCCUGAAGGAUGGUGACAGCCUCAGCCAACAUGGCAUCAAAGAUGGCCUGACAGUUCAUCUUGUCAUAAAAACAGCACACAAGGCGGGAGAUGGCAGCAGCACCUCAGCGUCUAGCUCAGCCUCCACUCAGGCAGGUGGUAGUUCCACCUCUAGUCCAGCCACCAACACGACCUCUACAACAGGCUCUUCUGGCGCUGCCCCACCACCCACACAGACGCCCAAUAUACUAUCGGGCUUCGGAGAUCUGUCUAGUCUAGCUGGUCUGGGCAUGGGCUCGGCUAACUUCAUGGAACUGCAGCAGCAGAUGCAGAGACAGCUCAUGUCCAACCCAGAGAUGCUUUCUCAGAUUAUGGAGAACCCACUGGUGCAGAACAUGAUGUCCAACCCAGACCUGAUGCGACAGAUGAUCUUGGCCAAUCCACAGAUGCAACAGUUGAUGGAGCGCAACCCUGAGAUCUCUCAUAUGCUUAAUAACCCUGAGCUCAUGCGACAGACUAUGGAGCUUGCCAGGAACCCAGCUAUGAUGCAGGAAAUGAUGCGAAACCAGGACCGGGCUCUGAGUAACUUGGAGAGCAUCCCAGGUGGUUACAAUGCCUUGCGAAGGAUGUACACAGAUAUCCAGGAACCCAUGUUUAGUGCUGCCAGGGAACAGUUUGGUAACAACCCAUUCUCCGCUUUGGGUGGGAAUUCUGAGUCCGGUGCCCAGCCGUCACGGACAGAGAACAGAGAGCCCUUGCCCAACCCAUGGGGACCACCAAAUUCUUCUAGUGCCACUGAGAGUGGAGGGACCACCACAGGUAGCACUAGUACCAGUGGGGGCACCAACCCCAGUGUGUCCAACCCUCUGGGUGUUAAUCCUGGGAGUCUAGGAAAUGGGAUGUUCAACAGCCCUGGCAUGCAGAGUCUAUUGCAGCAGAUAUCAGAAAACCCUCAGCUGAUGCAAAACAUGAUCUCUGCUCCAUACAUGCGCAGUAUGAUGCAGUCAUUGGCUCAAAACCCGGAGUUAGCUUCACAGGUAAUGAUGAAUAAUCCGCUGUUUGCUGGAAACCCACAGCUGCAAGAACAGUUCAGAGCCCAGCUACCCGUCUUUCUGCAGCAGAUGCAGAACCCAGAAGCCCUGUCAGUCAUGACCAAUCCUCGGGCCAUGCAAGCUCUAAUGCAAAUCCAGCAGGGUCUACAGACGCUGCAGACAGAAGCCCCAGGCCUCAUGCCAAGUUUGGUGCCAGGUGGAAUUCCUGGCAUGCCCACAGGAGGGGGCGUGCCCCCAGAGAACCCUGCUUCCCCGCCCAGCAGCGCUGGAACGAACGCCGCCCAGCAGCAGUUGAUGCAACAGAUGCUUCAAAUGUUCGCUGGGGGAGGAGGAGGUGGAGGAGGAAGUGCAACGACCCAAACCCCUGAGGUUCGGUUCCAAACCCAGCUAGACCAGCUGAACGCUAUGGGCUUCAUCAACCGCGAGGCCAACCUGCAGGCCCUCAUUGCUACUGGAGGAGACAUCAACGCCGCUAUUGAGAGACUGCUGGGCUCACAGCCCUCGUAAAGACAAGCAGUACAUACUGACACACAGACACGCUCAUACAUCCUUAACUCAGAACACGCCCUACAUCUACAGAGAGAAGCUAAAGAAAUUUGUGCAUUGUCCCAAACUUUACAGAAGACACUUGGACAUGAACUGAAAGACCCUCACUCUCUAUCUGUUCUCAGAUCAUUCCCUAUGUCCCUAUAAUUUUUUUUUCCUUCUUUUUUCAUUCAGCCAGAUUUUCCUGCAGAGUUCUGUUGUAGAGUUGAACUGAAUCACUUCUU
Nematolebias whitei (Rio pearlfish) is the source of this 2048-nucleotide messenger RNA. RefSeq names its product ubiquilin 4 (gene ubqln4). NCBI's taxonomy places the organism in Eukaryota, Metazoa, Chordata, Actinopteri, Cyprinodontiformes, Rivulidae. Bases 31 to 1785 code for a protein of 584 amino acids. Gene Ontology annotation, cellular component: cytosol. Gene Ontology annotation, biological process: ubiquitin-dependent protein catabolic process. Gene Ontology annotation, molecular function: polyubiquitin modification-dependent protein binding. The record is from RefSeq and is a predicted model, not a curated record. The transcript is spliced from 11 exons.